Messenger RNA from Corythoichthys intestinalis (scribbled pipefish), 568 nucleotides. Its product is annotated as gamma-crystallin M3-like. Gene Ontology annotation, molecular function: structural constituent of eye lens. The coding region runs from base 41 to 568 and encodes 175 amino acids. The record is from RefSeq and is a predicted model, not a curated record. Lineage: Eukaryota; Metazoa; Chordata; Actinopteri; Syngnathiformes; Syngnathidae. The transcript is spliced from 3 exons. Gene Ontology annotation, biological process: lens development in camera-type eye; visual perception.
CACAGUUCUCUGAGAGAUCCAGUAGCUCACCACUACCAAUAUGGGCAAGAUCAUCAUGUUCGAGGAGAAGAACCUCCAGGGUCGCUCCUAUGAGUGCAUGAGCGACUGCGCCGAUAUGUCCUCCUACCUGAGCAGGUGCCAGUCCUGCCGGGUGGAGAGCGGCUGCUUCAUGAUCUACGAGCGUACCAACUUCAUGGGCAACCAGCACCUCCUGAGGAGGGGCGAGUACUCUGACUUCUUGAGUAUGAUCGGCCUGAGCAGCGGUAUUAAGUCCUGUCGCCUCAUCCCCAUGCAUAGAGGUCAGUUCAGGAUGAAGAUCUUUGAGAGGGAGAAUCUGAGCGGUCAGAUGAACGAACUGACAGAUGACUGCGAGAACAUUUUAGAGCGCUUGGGCAUGAAUGAAUGCUUGUCCUGCCAAGUGUUGGAAGGCCAUUGGCUCCUGUUCGAGCAGCCCAACCUCCGCGGCAGGAUGCUCUAUGUGAGGCCCGGUGAGCACCGGAGCUUCAGGGAGAUGGGCAUGAGCAACACUCGCUUCAUGAGCAUGAGACGCAUCACAGAUUCAUGCUGA